AUGGAAAAUACUUUGAAGCAUAGGACAUCAAAUGAUAUUAGUAGCAAAGAUAGACAACCCAAUAUUAUAAUUGAAAAAAAGGAUGGUCAAACAGGAGUGAAAAAAAAUGAUUUUGGAAACAAAAGAUAUAUCAAAAAUGUUAAUGGGGUUUUUUAUAAUACGGGAAAUACAAGAUAUUACAAAAAUAGAUAUUCUUAUAAAGGGAAUCAUAAGCAAUCUAAUGGACAAAUGAAUCGAUAUAAUAGUUAUCAAGGAGAUUUUUAUUCUGGACAGUUUAAUCAACGAAAUUUCUAUAAUAGUUACAAUAACCGCUCCUACCGUAAUUCUCAUUCAUCAAGAAACUCUUCACAAUCAAAUGAUAUGUAUAUGAAUGAAAAGAAUCCUCGUUCCAGAAUUCAUUCUGAAAAUUCUCAAUCAUCAAGAGACUUUCCUCCGUCUCUUCAAACAAAUAACAUAAAAUUUACUAAUAUAUCAGAUCAAAUACAAAAUUAUAAUAAGAAUGAAAAAAAAGACUCUUUUACAUCACUACCAAACGUCAAUAACACAAAUUCAUCAACUUUUAUUAAACCUAAUACUACAUAUGUCACACCUGAAACAAAUAAAAUGUGUGUUUGUAGUGCCACAAACAACAAAGGAAAAAUAUUAGGUGGUAGAAAAUGCUGUAUUUGUGAGGACGAUACAAGACAUGAAAUAAAAAUUGAUAUUAAACUAGAAUUACCAGCUCUUAAAUUUACUCGUUAUCUUGCUAAUUUCUUAGGUGCAUUUUACAACUAA
Molecule: messenger RNA, 774 nt
Organism: Strongyloides ratti
Lineage: Eukaryota; Metazoa; Nematoda; Chromadorea; Rhabditida; Strongyloididae
Exons: 3
Coding region: 1-774 (257 amino acids)
Source: RefSeq, a predicted model, not a curated record